UUGACGUCUGGGUGCUCGCCGGCUUGGAAAGUCCUGCUAAAAUGUAAAGAGCUCUGCUGUCGCCCCGGAGCUCACAGGGCCCGUGGCGUCGGAGAGGACUGACUCAUCCGCUGUAAAUGGACGCGAUACUGAACUACAGGCCCGAGGGCAGCGAGGACUACUACGCCUUGCUGGGAUGCGACGAGCUCUCCUCGGUUGAGCAAAUCUUGGCAGAAUUUAAGGUUAGAGCUCUGGAAUGUCACCCCGAUAAGCAUCCUGAAAACCCCAAAGCUGUGGAGACUUUUCAGGGAUUGCAGAAGGCGAAGGAGAUUCUGUGCAAUGCAGAGAGUCGAGCCCGCUAUGACCAUUGGCGGAGGAGCCAGAUGUCAAUGCCGUUCGAGCAGUGGGAAGAUUUGGCCGACUCAGUGAAAACCUCGAUGCAUUGGGCUGUCAGAAGUAAGAAAGACUUGAUGCUGGAAGGAAGUGGCCAGACUUUCACCAGCACAGUUCCAAACAAGGAAUGGAGUGAGCAGCGAGAAACCAAGAAAGGGGACCCAGACUCAACCCCAGAGAAAACGAUGCAAAAGGAAUCUGAGUCCCCAGGGCAGGGCAUCUCCCCACAAAGCCCGGACUCCCCAGGUCUCUCAGACUCGAACUGCGGCCACCUUCGUUUCCGCUGGUCUGGCGACGCUCCCUCAGAACUCCUGAGGAAGUUCAGAAACUAUGAAAUCUGAAGCGUUGCUGUUCUGGGAAGGAGGGAGGGCGAGCGCUUCAUCUCUGCUGCCAAAGCGAAUCUUUGUUUAUGUCUUUAAAAUGUUGUAUGUGUGAGUUACCAUAGUGGCCAAGUCCCCCAUCCUCGAAGCCAUUCUUACAGUGUGCUUUGUGUUAGUUUGUACUGGGGAUUGAACCCAGGACUUCCCGUAUGCUCUGUAUCGUUGAUUCUUACCUCCUACAUGUUGUUUAAGUGAGAACACUAUUGUAAGUUGUAGUUUAUUUCAAUAUUUGAGUCAAUUAAGGCUCUUAUAUACACUUGUUUCUAAGAGGACACUUAGAUACUAGUUUGUAGUAUAUGUUUUCCCUGAAUGUUAUUUGUAGAUAGCUGUUAAAAAAUCAUUCCCUUUUGGUGUCCUGUGAUCUCUAGCCAUAUAGAAAUAUCUUUUGGAUUUUGAUUUAAAACAAAAUACAGACUUACUUGUCUAAAUUUCAUAGAAUGAAAUAAAUAAUUUCCUUAGAGUUCAUUUAUGCAUUUAGGAUGCAAACUGUAUUCAUUCAGUCAUUCAUUUAUAUGAAUUUGUGUGUGUGUGGGGGGGAAUCUACAUGCUACCACACAGCACAAGCUAGCCCUGAGCCUCUCUAUCUAGUUAUCUUCAAACUCUAGCACAGGCUGGCCCUGAGCCUCUCUAUGUUGCUAUCCUCAAACUAUGGACUGGCAAGAUGGCUCAGAAGGUAAGGAAAUUUGCUACCAAGCCUGACAACUCGAGUUCUAGCCCCAGGAACACAUGGAGGAAAGAUCAACUCCUGAAGGUUGUCCUCUGACAUUUGGCAUGGCACGAACACACCCAUACCCAAAAUAAACAGAUAAACUCAUGUAAUUUAGAAAAUAUGUUUCCUAGACACAUGUGGUGACACACACCUGUAAUCCCAGCAGUUGGGACGUGGAGGCAGAGGACUGGAGGCUUACGGCCAGCUGUGGCUACAUAGCCACUGGACAGCAGAGGGCGCAGGAGACCCCAAUUCAAGAAAGCCAAACCAAAGCAAAAAGAAAGCUGCAAAGUGCUUCCUUUUAUGAAAUAUCAGUGCAGACAGCACCACCCUGCUCUAUCUAGCUGCUGUAACAAAACACCCUUGGUGGCCCAAGCAUGCCUCGCCAUCUGUGAAGAUCUAAGUCCAAUUCAAGGGAUGGUCAGCACAUUUCCGAGGCUGCCCCCGUGUCUUGCAGGUAGCCCCUUUCUUGACUGUACAUCAUAAGGCCUCUUGUCCCUGUUUACUCAAGUCCCUGGUAUCUACCUCUUCAUAGGAAGGCAUCAUUAAUCCCAGACCAGGGUCCGUGGUUCUCACAACUUCACUUUAAUUUAUUCCUAUCUUAAAACAAACAAAC
Messenger RNA from Mus pahari (shrew mouse), 2077 nucleotides. RefSeq names its product DnaJ heat shock protein family (Hsp40) member C12 (gene Dnajc12). Gene Ontology annotation, cellular component: cytoplasm. NCBI's taxonomy places the organism in Eukaryota, Metazoa, Chordata, Mammalia, Rodentia, Muridae. The transcript is spliced from 5 exons. The coding region runs from base 117 to 713 and encodes 198 amino acids. The record is from RefSeq and is a predicted model, not a curated record.